Molecule: messenger RNA, 1049 nt
Organism: Labeo rohita (rohu)
Lineage: Eukaryota; Metazoa; Chordata; Actinopteri; Cypriniformes; Cyprinidae
Gene: ifi30b
Product: IFI30 lysosomal thiol reductase b
Exons: 7
Coding region: 45-869 (274 amino acids)
Cellular component (GO): lysosome
Molecular function (GO): oxidoreductase activity, acting on a sulfur group of donors, disulfide as acceptor
Source: RefSeq, a predicted model, not a curated record
GUUGAUUGGAGCUCUGAAGUUAUUUUGAUGGGAGGAGAGCAUACAUGAGCUCUCAUACUGCUUGCAGAAACCUCAGGGAAUCUCUAACUACUAACAACAUGAACACUCUAAUGUGCUGUGUGUUUCAUGUCAUAUUCCUUGGAGUUUAUGAAAUCCAGUGUACAUCUCACCCAAAGCCUUCAUGUGGAUACCCUCCAUCCCAAUGGUGCAGGUCUCUGGAGAUUGCCAUAGAAUGUGGGGUGCGGAAACAAUGUAUGGAAUUGAACGCGACGCGGCCAGACCCAGUGGUUCCUCCUGUAGAGAUAUCUCUCUAUUACGAGAGCCUGUGUCCAGGCUGCAGAGCAUUCCUAACAGAACAGCUCUUCCCAACCUGGACUUUACUAAAAGAUAUAAUGAAAGUCAACCUGGUGCCCUUCGGCAAUGCUAAGGAGCUUCCUGAAGAGAAUUCAUUCUCAUGUCAACAUGGAGAACCAGAGUGCUACGCUAACAUGGUUGAGGCAUGUGUUUUAUAUGCAGCCAGUCAUGCAGCAUUUCCUGUCAUUUACUGCAUGGAGUCAUCUGCAGAUGUACUAAAAUCUGCUAAGCCUUGUUUGCAGCUCUAUGCGCCGUUUGUUAAAUGGCAGACCAUUGAGUCUUGUACCAGAGGAGAGCUUGGCCAUACUUUGAUGCAUCAGAAUGCAAUGAAGACUCAAGCGCUCAAACCGGCACACACUCAUGUUCCCUGGAUCACCAUCAAUGGAGAAUACACUAGUGAAUGGGAAGACAAAGCUAUGUCCACUCUUUUCAACCUUGUAUGCAGUUUGUACAAAGGAAUCAAGCCACCAGUCUGUACUGGAGCCCUGAAAAAACUAGACCGAAGCUUUUGCUAGUGGAACAGUGUUUGCACACGAUUGUAAUACAUAUUAUUAAACCAAAAGCCUUUGUCUCCAUGUGUUUGAGGUAUAAUAAAAAAGAAUUAACAUUUUAAAAUGUUGACCGUUUUAACCAUAUGUUUGUGUACUUAGCUAUACUUAGGGGACAAAAGUGUAUUUAACAUAUACUUAGGUGUU